AUGGUUACCAUCAAAGCUACAUCUUGCAUGCCCGACUUUACUUCUCAAGAAAUCCUCAACGGUAGAUUUCAUAUCCUCGACUUUUUGGGUGCUGGGGCCUACGGGAAGGUGUACAAAGCGCUUGACAAUUAUCCCAAGUCUUUUUCGAGUACUCGCUAUUACGCGAUCAAGGUUCUUCUCAAGGCAGAUACACAAUCUCGAGACUACGAAAUGCAGCUACGCGAACUUAAACUACAAAAGAAAGUAUCUCAUCAUCCCAAUAUUGUGACUUUCUGCGGAGCGUUUGAGGAGAAUGACUUUGUCUUCGUGGUACUCGAGUACUGUGAAGGGUACGACCUUUUUACGGCCAUAGUGGACAAGGGACUUUUUGAAGGGAACGAUCAGCUCAUCAAGUCAUCCUAUGUCAAGAUCCUAGACGCUGUGUACUACUGUCAUCAACAAGGCGUGUUUCAUCGUGACUUGAAGCCGGAAAACAUUUUAUGCUCAGUGGAUGGGAGCGAUAUUUGGCUUGCCGACUUCGGUCUUUCAACGAAUAAACGGGCGUGUCAUGAUUUCGGGUGUGGGAGUAAAGCCUAUAUGAGUCCAGAGUGUAUCGGGAAAGAGACCAACAACGUGGUAUAUUCUGCCCCGCUCAACGAUAUCUGGUCGCUGGGUGUCAUACUUGUCAAUCUAGUUACUCGUCACAACCCUUGGAACUACGCGCACAGCAGUGAUCCCUGUUUCGACGCUUUUCUGGCAAAUCGCGACUCUCUGCGCGACGCUUUACCCAUAUCCGAUCCACUCAAUCUCCUCCUGAGACGAAUCUUUGAUUUCAACCCCGUUUCUCGAAUCAACAUUCCUACUCUGCGAAACGACGUACUCUCUGUCGAAACUUUUCACGCCCCCGAUGAACCAAUUGACUCGGACCUCACCUCGUGCGCCGGACCUGUUCAUCCUCCUGAUGGCCAAAUUAACUCAGUAUCAUCUGAGCCGUCACCCAAUAUCGAAAAUAUUCAAGUGGAAGUAGAGGUCGAUGUUGAGGUGGUGGUAGGUUCUCUCCAGGGAGUGAGUACGUCGAACCCUCCUACUUCAUGGACCAACGCAGAGUGGAACGAGCACAAAAAUCGAGCUCUACUGCUACAGGGACUCCCUCCUCGCCCGCACAAAUUGUUCGUCGUCGGCUCUCAAUCCAUAUCUGACUACAGUUCUCAAGAUGACCUCCUCGUUACGCCUCCUCAUGGACCCGUAGAACUUGCUAUUGAAAUACCGGAAAUUUUUGAUGUCAAUCGUGAUCGAAGCUCGUCUUCUGGGAGCCUCCCUCUUCGUCGUCAACCAAGGUUUGCCGUCAGUCCAUGUGUCGCGUUUUUCAAAGACGAGAGAAUGCGAGAGCCGGAACCGAUUCGUAUUGUUAGAAGGAUGGUGGAUGCGUUGAUAACAACAAUUUGA
Messenger RNA from Lentinula edodes (shiitake mushroom), 1425 nucleotides. RefSeq names its product kinase-like domain-containing protein. The record is from RefSeq and is a predicted model, not a curated record. Gene Ontology annotation, biological process: autophagy; peptidyl-serine phosphorylation. NCBI's taxonomy places the organism in Eukaryota, Fungi, Basidiomycota, Agaricomycetes, Agaricales, Omphalotaceae. The transcript is spliced from 2 exons. Gene Ontology annotation, cellular component: cytoplasm. Gene Ontology annotation, molecular function: protein serine/threonine kinase activity; ATP binding. The coding region runs from base 1 to 1425 and encodes 474 amino acids.